AGUUUGGGGAACUCUCAGCGUGAGUAUGAAAAGCAUGUGCUGCUGUACAGCAUCCGCAACCAGCUGCGAUUCCGCAAUAACCUAGUGCGCCACGUGAGGAAGGAUGAGCGCAAGUAUUAUGAGGAGCUCCUGAAGUACAGCCGGGAACACCUGAUGCUGUACCCCUACCAUCUGUCUGACAUCAUGGUGAAAGGCCUGCGAGUCACUCCUUUCUCAUAUUACAUAGGAAUCAUGGAGGAUAUUAUGAACAGUGAGAAGAGUUACGACUCCUUGCCCAACUUCACUGCUGCUGACUGUCUGCGGCUGCUUGGUAUCGGGAGAAACCAGUACAUUGACCUGAUGAACCAAUGCAGGUCUUCCAAAAAAUUCUUCCGCAGGAAGUCAGCGCGGGACCUGCUACCAGCCAAACCAGUGGAAAUCUCUGUGGAGCCGUGGUGGGUGGCGCAGACAGGCUACAUCACUGAGGAUGACAUCAGGAUCUGUUCUCCAGCAGAGAAGAAAGCCAUUGAUAAGAUGAUAGAUGCUGGUCCUCAGCUGGCUGGAUCAAUGGAGUACAAUGUGGUGUUAAGCUUGUACAACCGGGGCUUCAUCUACUUGGAUGUUCCCAUAUCUGAUGACAGCUGCAUCGCAGUGCCCCCGCUGGAAGGCUUUGUCAUGAACCGCGUCCAGGGCGAUUACUUUGAAACGCUUCUCUACAAAAUCUUUGUGUCCAUUGACGAGCAGACGAACGUUGCAGAGCUGGCGAACGUGUUGGAGAUUGACUUGGACUUAGUGAAGAAUGCUGUUUCCAUGUACUGUCGCCUCGGCUUUGCUGUAAAGAAAGGUCAUGUGUUCAACUCAGACCAGCUCCACCCCACCUGGAAGAACGCCCCGUCUGUCAACAGACUCAAGAGCACCAUGGACCCUCAGAAGAUGCUGCUGUCCUGGGAGCAGGGCAGUCCUGUCAUGGAGGGGGGCUCCUCAGCCACUGACACCGACACUACCAGUCUGGAAGACCAAGCAGACACAGCCAGUGUAAGCAGCCUGAGCAUUCCAGCCGCACCCACAAAGAGGAUUGCCUUCCUCUUUGACUCCACCCUUACAGCCUUCCUCAUGAUGGGCAACCUGUCUCCGAACCUGAAGAGUCAUGCAGUCACCAUGUUUGAGGUGGGUAAGCUGUCCGAUGAGACUCUGGACAGUUUCCUGGCUGAGUUGGAGAAGGUGGAGAGCACAGCGGAGGGCGAGGCCCAGCGUUACUUUGACCACGCUCUGACCCUGAAAAAUACCAUCCUCUUCCUGCGCUACAACAAAGAACUCACUCAGGACCAGGGACCUGAUAUCCCAAAUAUAGGUUUCCCCUUGGACAUGCUGCGCUGUGAGAGCCUGCUGGGUCUGGACCAGGCCACCUGCAGCCGUGUCCUCAACAAGAACUACAAGCUGCUGGUCUCAAUGGCGCCGCUAAGCAACGAGAUCAGACCCAUCAGCAGCUGCACGCCUCAGCACAUUGGUCCGGCCAUCCCCGAGGUGAGCUCCAUCUGGUUCAAGCUGUACCUGUAUCACGUGACCGGCCAAGGCCCGCCGUCUUUGCUGCUCUCCAAAGGCUCCAGGCUCCGCAAACUGCCGGACAUAUUCCAGGUCUACGACAGGUUGUUGAUCACCUCCUGGGGUCACGACCCUGGAGUCGUCCCUACGUCUAACGUGCUGACCAUGCUCAACGACGCCCUCACACACUCUGCUGUAUUAAUCCAGGGUCAUGGAAUGCACGGCCAUGGAGAAACGGUUCACAUCCCGUUCCCCUUUGAUGAGGAAGAUCUGAAAGCAGAGUUCUCCUACUCCAACAUGUGUACGCACAAAGCGCUGCAGAAGCUAAAGGAGCAAGUGGACCUGGAGCACCAGUGUGGCUACAUCACCAUGCUCAACUCCAACAACAGGCACCGUCGCAGGGCCAGCGACAGUGCUGAGUGCAGAGGUGACACUCAUCUAGGUGGAGGCCUGGAGACCAACGGCAGCACCGAGUCCUUUGAGCUUGUAACAGAAGAAAACAACGGGGAAAGCAAAGCAAAGACAGACAGCUUUUCAUCUGAAGAUGAAUGGGUCCCUCUUGAACUGUGCUUCGGCAUGCCCCUCUUCAGCUCCGAGCUCAACCGCAAAGUGUGUCGAAAAAUCGCCUCGCACAAACUGUGCAGCAACGAAAGCCUUCAAGAGCUACUUCACUCAAGCCGAAAGCUGUCGCUGAAGGUGUUGAGCUUCGUUCAGUCAUUCCAGGACGGCGUCCAGCCCUGUGACCUGGACAGCGGCGUGUCAAACCCUCUCAGUCAGCCCCCGGCGGAGUCCGGUGUCCCCCUGCCCGCCCUCAACCUCCUCUUCAAGGACGGGCAGCUGAAGGAGUGGAGCGGGCGGGCCCCUCCUCCUCUGGACAUCUCAGCGCUGCAGAAGGACCAACCCACAUAAGCCCCUCAAAACUUCCAGAUUUGAGGAAAUUCUUAUCCGAGGUUCAAACCCUGCAUCGUCAUCACAAGGAAACACUGUCAUUCAAGAAGCCUCGCCCUCUUGUCCAUCAGCAUCCACUCAUGGGAAAAAUUAGCCCCGCCAGCACUUUGUCAUUUACCUACUGUAUGAGGAAUCAUCCUUCUGACAGUGUUGCCAACACUAGUUCAA
Molecule: messenger RNA, 2637 nt
Organism: Morone saxatilis (striped sea-bass)
Lineage: Eukaryota; Metazoa; Chordata; Actinopteri; Moronidae
Gene: fam91a1
Product: family with sequence similarity 91 member A1
Biological process (GO): intracellular protein transport
Cellular component (GO): cytoplasmic vesicle; trans-Golgi network
Source: RefSeq, a predicted model, not a curated record